GUACUGAAAACUGAAAGGGUGCUCCUUCCUUGUGGGUCUCUUCAAAUCCUCUACAUAAAGUCACACAGCUGCAUUCCGGAGAGUUCACUUGGGGGACUUAAAGGACUAAGCAAUAGUGGAGCUCAAAAUCAGACUGCUGCUACUGGAAACAUAGUUACAAGACAUUUAGACUAAACUGCAAACUAGACCAACCAAAAGCGGUGGAUUCUGAAUGCACAUUUUGCACAUGCAUUUUCUUUUCAAAUUUGGCAUAAUUUAGAUAAAAAUCGGAGGUGAUAUAGACAGGUAUAGGCAAAACGGGCAGGAGGACUUGAACUUGUUCAUUGUUGGUUACGAAUUGAAUUUACAAGAGUUAUCUGCUUUUUUUGGAACAUGAUAAAGUUUGUGGUUUGCAUUGUCUUCGCCUCUGUGGUUCAUGCGCGGUUACUUCGCAAGAGACAAACUCCGUGUCCGGAAGUCUGUGAUGGCUCCCGCUGUCCUGUCGCACCUGAAUCACGGUGUUACUACGGUGUAGUGAAGGACAGCUGCGGAUGCUGCACAGUAUGCGCGUCUGGAGAAGGUGACAUUUGCGGGGAGCGCGGUAUUGGCCUUUGUGGCGAGGGGAUGACAUGCGAAUAUCCAGCGGGAAAGCGCAGAGUUCGCGGUUCAUGCGUUUGCACCCUUGCCGAGCCGGUGUGCGGAAGUGAUGGAAGGACUUACCCCAGUAUGUGCCGUUUGAGAGCCGAGAACAAAAGAGCAGAACUCAGUAUAAAUCCCCCGGUCAUCUUGAUUCAGAAAGGCCACUGUGAUUCGGGUUCCCUGGACCCAGGAAGUAUCCGCUUCAAAUUCAACUUCAUUGCUGAUGUGGUGGAUAAGAUAGCCCCUGCUGUGGUGCACCUAGAGCUUUUCAAGAGGUUGGCAUUUUCAAACCAGGAAGUCCCCGUCUCUAGUGGUUCGGGGUUCAUCGUGUCAGAGGACGGCUGGAUUGUCACCAACGCCCACGUUCUCACCAACAAGCAGAGAAUCAAAGUGGAGAUGAAGAACGGUGUCAAAUUCGAUGCCUCCGUCAAGGACGUGGACACAAAGCUAGACAUCGCACUCAUCAAAAUUGAGUCGGAUAGUCCACUGCCGGUGCUUCUGCUGGGCCACUCGUCUGACCUUCGGCCGGGGGAGUUUGUGGUGGCAGUGGGCAGUCCCUUCUCCCUGCAGAACACGGUCACCACAGGCAUCAUCAGUACGGCCCAUAGGAAUGGCCUGGAGCUGGGACUCAAAGACUCUGACAUGGAGUACAUCCAGACGGACGCCAUCAUCAACUAUGGCAACUCAGGGGGACCACUUGUUAACUUGGAUGGGGAUGUCAUUGGCAUAAAUACUCUGAAGGUCACAGCAGGAAUAUCCUUUGCAAUUCCUGCUGACAGAAUACGGCAAUUCCUUGCGGAUUCCUACGACAGACAAAUCAAGGGAAAGACACUGCCAAAAAAGAAAUACAUGGGUGUCCGGAUGCUUCAACUCUCAACUCAUUUGAUCCGAGAUCUGAGGGAGCGGGAGAGCAGCUUCCCAGAUGUGAGCUCAGGAGUGUACGUUUAUGAAGUGAUCCCAGGAACAGCUGCCUCCAGUGCUGGCAUGAUUAACCAUGAUGUUAUAAUCAGCAUCAACGGUCAACCCAUCCAGACCACAGACGAGGUGAGUGACGCUGUCCAGUCAGGCAGUCCGCUGUCCGUGGUAGUGCGGCGAGCUAACGAAGACGUCAUGAUUAACGUUGUCCCUGAGGAAAUCGACUGAGUGGCUGCCUGCCUCGCUCCACUCAUUGUGUCCCCCGUACACACACGGAGGUUUUGACACAACGGUUGUGAUACAACUGUGAUCCAAGUUUGUCUGCACCAAAAUGUUUACACAACCAUUGUGCCAUGUUUCCAUGACAAUUGUGUUAUUUUUGUAUAGAUUUUUUUUUAAACUCUGUUGUAUCACAACAGUUGUGCCAAAUGCAUUGUACGUCGGUUGUUUAUGGUGCCUGUGUGUCACAAGUGAAUGUGGUUCAUGCCAUACAUGCACGUGUUAGCGCUGACGUACUCCCAUAGCAAUAUACGUAGUUACAAUAUGCAACAUUGUGGUGAUGGGAGUCCCUUAUGAACUGUGCCGCACUCAUUUCUCUGCCAGAACUAUAGAAUCCAAUGUACUUAGGAGACAUUCAGCUCCAGUCUGUAUAGGCAGUUCUAAGAGAUAUGGUUUGUGUUUUUUUUAAGUCAUGAUAUGUACAAUGUGUUACCUCUGGAAGUGGCGAAUAUGACAUUUGUGGACACUAAAUAAAGUCUUUAUAGUG
Molecule: messenger RNA, 2299 nt
Organism: Oncorhynchus tshawytscha (Chinook salmon)
Lineage: Eukaryota; Metazoa; Chordata; Actinopteri; Salmoniformes; Salmonidae
Gene: htra4
Product: HtrA serine peptidase 4
Exons: 10
Coding region: 373-1761 (462 amino acids)
Biological process (GO): programmed cell death; proteolysis; positive regulation of apoptotic process
Cellular component (GO): extracellular region
Molecular function (GO): protein binding; serine-type endopeptidase activity
Source: RefSeq, a predicted model, not a curated record